UUCUCGUGCGGUGUCAUGAAAUGCAUUCACUUUUGAAGCCUUCUUUGCUCUUCUUAUUGUUGCCUUCUCCAAUGAAGAAAUGUGUCAGUUACUAUGGAGGCACAAAAAUGAGCGUUUUUCAUGCAUUCGUUACAGAAAAUAUUAUGCGAUACUGCAUAACGUAUGAUUGGGAUACAUUCAUAAAAAUGGAAUCUUCUUUCUUACAAACUGACCAGAAGUCUGAUGUAACUAAGAAUUCAUCAAAAGUUGGAUUAAUUCUUGUUGGAAUAACUGGAGGUGUUGCUGUGGCUCUUAGUGUAAUAUGCAUUCCAUUUGUAAGUCCUGCGUUGCGUAGGAUAUGCUUGCCUUAUGUUCCAGCCACAACACAACAGGUUGAUAAUGUUUUACAUGCACUGAAAAGCCAAUCUGGAUCAUCAAUUGAUUUGGGUAGUGGAGAUGGUCGAAUAGUUUUUGCUUUGGCAAAAGCUGGUUUCAGGGCAGAUGGUAUAGAACUAAACCCUUGGCUAGUACUAUACUCAAGAUUUCAAGCGGUUAGUCAGGGUAUAUCUUCAAAAACAUCUUUCUAUAGAAAGGAUCUAUGGAAAUUCAAUGUAAACAAGUAUGACAAUGUCGUUAUAUUUGGUGUUGAACAAAUGAUGAAUGAUGUCGAAGAAAAAUUCAUCAGAGAGCUACGAAGUAACUGUACCAUAGUAGCUUGUCGAUUCCCGCUACCUAAUGUAAAGCCAUUGAAUACGAUAGGUCAUGGUGUAGACACUGUAUGGGUAUACAAGACUCCUCUAAUGUUAUCAAGGUAAUAGAAUAUUAAACAUAAAAUAACAAUAAUUGGAAAAUCCACAGUGAGUCAUUAUGAACUUUAUUGUACUUAUGUACACGAGAAAGUGAUAUACUCUAAAUAAAAUGUGAUACAAGAA
Molecule: messenger RNA, 911 nt
Organism: Cephus cinctus (wheat stem sawfly)
Lineage: Eukaryota; Metazoa; Arthropoda; Insecta; Hymenoptera; Cephidae
Product: protein FAM173B
Exons: 5
Coding region: 21-794 (257 amino acids)
Biological process (GO): positive regulation of proton-transporting ATP synthase activity, rotational mechanism; regulation of mitochondrial ATP synthesis coupled proton transport; peptidyl-lysine trimethylation
Cellular component (GO): mitochondrion
Molecular function (GO): protein-lysine N-methyltransferase activity
Source: RefSeq, a predicted model, not a curated record